AGCAAUAAACAACUGCGAGUAUUUAAGGACACUGGACAAUCCUUCCUUAGUAAUAAUCAUAAUAAAACAAAGAUACCACCAGUUACCUCUCCAUCCCAUCCUAAUGAAGGAGCUUCACCCUGACUGACUUCGGGAGAUGGGAUUACUCAACAUAACAGACCAGACCCCACUGGUCCAGGCCAUAUUUAACCGUAAUCCAGGAGAAGUUCAGGUACUGUUGCACAAGAAGGAAGAUGUCAAUGCACUGGACCCAGAGCGGCGUACCCCUCUGCACGCCGCCGCUUACCUGGGCCACGUUCACAUCAUGGACCUCCUCAUUCAUUCAGGUGCCACUGUUAAUGCUAAGGACCAUUUAUGGCUGACUCCUCUGCAUCGGGCAGUCGCCUCCCGGAAUGAAAAGGCAGUGGGGCUGCUGCUGAAGCAAGGGGCGGAAGUGAACGCGCGGGACAAGCUGUGGCAGACCCCGCUCCACGUGGCGGCGGCCAAUAGGGCCACGCGGUGCGCCGAGGCCCUGUUCCCCUACCUGGGCAGCCUCAACGUGGCCGACUGCAACGGCAGGACCGCCCUGCACCACGCCGCUCUCAGCGGCCAUUUGGAGAUGGUGACGUUGCUGCUAAACAAAGGGGCCAGCUUGAAUGCUAGUGAUAAGAAAGAGAGACAACCUGUGCACUUGGCGGCCUGUCAUGGCAACCUGGAGGUGGUGAAGCUGCUGGUCUCCCGGGGCGCGGACGCGGUGUGCAAGGACGAGCGUGGCUACACCCCCCUGCACGCCGCGGCUGCCAGCGGCCACGUCGACGUGGUGAAGUACCUGCUGCAGCUGGGGGCCGAGAUGGACGAGCCCAACGCCUUCGGGAACACCGCGCUGCACAUGGCCUGCUACCUGGGCCAGGAGUCCGUGGCCAACGAGCUGGUCAACCGGGGCGCCAACGUCAACCACCCCAACCGCCGCGGCUGCACCCCCCUCCACCUGGCCGCCGUCUCCACCAACGGCGCCCUCUGCCUGGAGCUGCUCGUCAACAACGGCGCCGACGUCAACAUGCAGAGCAAAGAGGGGAAGAGCCCCCUGCACAUGGCGGCUAUUCACGGCCGCUUCACCCGCUCCCAGAUACUCAUCCAGAACGGCGGAGACAUUGACUGUGUGGAUAAAUAUGGCAAUACUCCUCUUCACAUUGCUGCUAAGUACGGCCAUGAACUGCUGAUCAGCACCCUGAUGACCAACGGUGCUGACACAGCCAGGCAGGGGAUCCACGGGAUGUUCCCGCUGCACUUGGCCGUGCUCUAUGGGUUUUCAGACUGUUGUCGCAAGUUACUCUCCUCAGGUCAGCUGUACAGCAUCGUGUCCUCCCUGAGCCACGAGCAGGUCCUGUCGGCCGGGUUCGACAUCGACACCCCGGACGGCCUGGGGAGGACCUGUCUGCACGCCGCUGCGUCCGGCGGAAAUGUUGAAUGUCUUAACUUGCUGCUGAGCAGUGGUGCCGACUUGACCAAGAAGGACAAAUUAGGAAGGACUCCGUUGCACUACGCCGCAGCCAAUGGGAACCACCCGGUCGCGGUCGUCCUGGUGAGCGCGGGCGCUGAGGUCAACGAGCCCGACGGGACCGGCUGCACCCCUCUGCACUACUCCGCAGCCUCUCAGACCUUCUGCCGAGUGGACAGGCAUUACUCGGGAGACCGACAAUGUGAGGAGCGAGACAAGGAGAAGUUUUUUAGCCUGGAGUUUUUGCUGGAUAAUGGCGCAGAUCCGGCCAUGCGGAACCUGCAGGGUUACACCCCCGUUCACUAUGCAGCUGCCCACGGCAACAAGCUGAGCCUUGAGCUGCUCUUGGAAAUGUCUUUCAACUGUUUGGGAGAUAUAGAGAGCACCAUUCCAGUUAGCCCUUUGCACUUAGCUGCCUAUAACGGACACUGUGACGCGCUGCGAGUUCUGUCGGAGAUGCUGGUGAGCCUGGACGGGCGCGACUCGGGGGGGCGCACCGCGCUGCACCUGGCGGCCCAGCGGGGCCACGCCCCCUGCGUGGAGGUCCUGCUGGCCCACGGGGCGUCCUGUCUGCUCCAGGACCACCACCGCAGAUGGACCCCCCUGCAUGUGGCGGCUGCCAUUGGCCACACAGACUGCCUGCGCUUGCUGGUGGAAAGCGGGGAGAAGGCGGACCUCGCUGACAUCACGGACGCUCAGGGAGAGACCCCCCUGAUGCUGGCGGUGCUGGGCCGCCACGCUGACUGUGUGCGCCUCCUGCUGGACGAGGGAGCCCUGCCUGACGCGCAGGACCGAAGGGGCAGGACCGCUCUGCACCGGGGGGUGGUGAUGGGGUGUGAGGUCAGCGUUUCGGCCCUGCUGGAGAGCCACGCCUCCGCGCUCACCCAGGACUUCCAGGGUCGCACCCCCCUCCACCUGGCGGCGUCCUGCGGACGCGUGGACAUCCUGGGGAAGCUGCUCCCGGCCGCCAGCGGCUCGGACCAGCCGGCCUCCGUACAGGACUACAGCGGGUACACCCCCGCGCACUGGGCCGCCUACCACGGGCAUGAAGACUGUUUGGAAGCUUUACUUGAACAUAAACCAUGUAGUAUCCAGGAAGGAAAUCCUUUCACCCCGUUGCACUGUGCGCUGAUUAAUGGCCAUAGUGGGGCAGCAGAGCUGCUGCUGGAGUUGGGGGGCUCUCCACUGCUGAACAUCAGAGACGCUAAGGGGAGGACGCCGCUGCACGCCGCCGCCUUCGCCGGGAACGCCACCGGGCUGCAGCUGGUGCUCAGGCAGGGGUCAGAGGUCAACGCCGUGGACCUCGCCGGACGCUCCGCCCUCAUGGUCGCGGCGGACCGCGGGCAGACCGCUGGCGUGGAUAUGCUGCUGCACAGAGGAAAGGCCGACCUGACGCUGCUGGAUGUGAACAACAACACAGCCCUGCACCUGGCCUGCAACAAGGGUCAUGAGAUGUGUGCCCUGCUUAUUCUGGAUGAGAUUGAAGACCUGUCACUCAUCAAUGCCACAAACAGUGCUCUGCAAAUGCCCCUGCACAUGGCGGCCAGGAAGGGUCUGGCCACGGUGGUGCAGGUGCUGCUGAGCCGCGGUGCCACAGUGCUGGCUGUGGAUGAGAAGGGCCACACCCCUGCCCUGGCCUGUGCGCCCAAUCAGGACGUGGCAGACUGCCUGGCCCUCAUCCUCUCCACCAUGAGGCCUUUUCCUCCCAAAGAGCCCGCUGGCGCCCCCUUCAGCCUGGGCCUGCUGAAGCCCUGCGGCAUCGCGGCCGGCUGCGGGCCCCUGCCCAACGGCGCCCUGGGCCACGCCUACGCCAAGGACCGGCCCGGCGCCGUCGGCCUGGACGGCUGCUUCUCCGAGUGACCCCGCCCCUCGUUCGCACGCGGCCGUGAGCGGGAAGUCGUACGUGUUCGCGUGCGUCCGAGUAUCUCUCAAAGGUGCAGUCAAACCCAUAUGCAGUUAUGAGCCUCUCCUCCUCAUACACGUGAGCUCUCUCUUCCACCUCCGCGUGCUCCGCCCACCGAGCGCAGCCCUGGGAGAAGCUCCGCCCAUCGCAGCCAUGCGCAGCCCUGGGAGAAGCUCCGCCCAUCGAGCGCAGCCAUGCGCAGCCCUGGGAGAAGCUGCUCCUCAGGCCUUCAACACUAUUCACCAAAAUUAAUUCCGUCCCUCAGCACUUUGGCUUGUAGCUUUUCAUUUGGUUAUAGGGCCUUAGCUAUUUAUUUUUAACUUGUAGAAUUAAAAAAUAAAUAGAAUAGAAUGUCAGAGGAAAACUAUAUCUGUAAAUGCACCUUGUGUAUUUUGAACCUGGAAAAGCAAUGAGCACUAAAUGGAAAAGUAAACAUGAGGGGCAGAGGUAGCAAGCCCAGGUGCAGUAGCACUGUAAGCACACCGGGGGCAUCGCUGAUACGGAUCCAAGCAGGCCGUGUGGUUGAAAGGAAGGCCAGUGCCUCGGAGGGCAGGGAUGGAGAGAGCUGUGGCUGAAAUGGGUUUGACUGUACCGCAGAGGGAAGGGGUGCAGAGAAACCCUCAUUUUAAGUACAGGUAACACCCUCAGAAACACGCCUAACAGCUUGAGCGACGUGAACUAAAGAAACCAUUUCUUAUCGGUAAUAAGCAAUCUGAUUGUAUUGAGCAGUUAUGAGAUUAGGAGAUAACGGUUGAUUUAUAUGCUAAAUGUACAGUUUUUUUGUGUUUAUGUGGGGCUCCAAUUUUGCACAAUGUCAGGGAAAAACAAUCAGAAACAAAAAGGAAAAAAAAAAACUACAAUUCUGCCAAUGAGCUGUUGUUUAUCAAGCAUUUAUGGAAGGGAGGGGUAAGCCUGAAAGAUGCAAUGGCGGCUUCCCCCUCCCUCCCUGUUAACCCUGCAGAGAAGCAGGGGAUUGUGGGUAGGGAGGACUGCGCUCCAAUACCUCUCAGAUUACACGGCAGGUGAAAUCGCCUUGAUUUUCCUGCUCACUCCUGGAGCUCAGCCAAGGUUAUGGAUGAAGGAGGGUUUUCUUUUUUUCUUUUUUUAUUUAUUUUGCAGCGUAUGUGUUUUUAUGACACUUUCAGUCUUUUUUUUUUUUACAGCUUUGUGCCUAUGAAAUACCGCUAAUUUUGGGGAGGAACACCCGAUCGCCCCUUGCACACACAGACACCACCUUGAUUCCUUUUGAAAGGGUGAUUCUUCUUUUUUUUUCUUUUUUUUUUUUUUAAAAGAGAGCAAUACUAGAUUUUUUUUUAAGGAAGCGCUAUUAACUUGAACAGUUUAAGAAAGACAGGAAGCUCACAUGCUGCCACCAAACCUGGGGUUAGGGGAAGAGUCCACAAGUGUACCAACACGUACCUCUGGAACUUUAAUAUGGCUGUGAACUUUUCCACAAAAUUUGUGUACACCAUUUCAGAGUUUCAUGAACGAUGGUUGUACGAUCCUGAAUUUGUGGAGCUCAGCAUUUUUUUUUGCACUUUUCUUCUAUAUGAGGAAAAAACUAUUAGCUGCUGAAAUCUGCUGCCUUUUUUGCACGUUUGUCCUUACAGUUUGCAUCAGUGCAGUCCAUUUUUUUGUUGUUCUGAAAAUUUCACUCUGAAUUUUUUGUUGAAACUUUCAGACCAAGUGUUGUUUUGUGUGUUCAUGGGACUUCUUUAUUUGUGUAUCUUUACUUUUUCUCAGCAAGGGAGUAUUUAAAAUUGAGUUAAGAUCUUAAACUGCAAUACACUCACUGUUAAAUUUACCAAAGGUAACAUAUUAAUACUAUGCUUUUUAAAUGCCUUUCUUUAAGACAGCCAGCCAUACUAGAUGUUGAAACGCAACCCCCCCCCCUCCCCCCCCCAUUACGUGCUUGUCGAUGUAUAACAACUGUCAUUUAAUGUGGAAUCCCGUUUGAGACGUGGAGCUCUGAAUAUCUUUGAUCAGCGAUCUCUAAGAAUGUAACAAUCCGCUGUCGUAAGCAGCAUCCAAAGAAACGGCCGUGCUCGUGUUCUUCUAUCUUUUAGUUUCUAAGUGAAAAUUUAGCGUUCGCCCUUUCCUUUCCUGGGGACGAAUUAACUGCACAUUAACUUGGGUAUCGCAAUAUCAUUUCAUAAUCGCGGGAGUAGGCAGCCAGAUGCGCUCACGCAGCUACGCCGUCCGCCUGGCCGCGUUUCCUACGGCAUCCAGCAAAAAAACAAAUCUGCCAAAGUCUUCACAGCCGAGCACACGAGUGACAGUUACAGAUACCUCGCAGUCGCGCAGAAUUUUCUGCUAAUGCAUGUGUAUGCUACGGUGUACUCAAAAUAGCCUCUUUCACUGUGUCUUGCGUGUUGAAGGGAUAACGUUUUAAGAUAAAAAGAAUCUGAGGACAUUUCAUACCCUUAGCCAACUUUAAUGGCUUGUCCUAUAACACUUUCUGCGAAUGGUCCUUUAUAUAAGAGCUGUACAGGUCAUUCAUAAGCACUACCUACCUUCAUAAGCGCUAAACAAUGACUGCAAAUGGUUGUAUGGUGCGUAUCGCACGGUAUGUCAUGUAACAUGCUGAAUCUGUAAACA
Anguilla anguilla (European eel) is the source of this 5978-nucleotide messenger RNA. RefSeq names its product ankyrin repeat domain 52b (gene ankrd52b). Gene Ontology annotation, molecular function: protein binding. The record is from RefSeq and is a predicted model, not a curated record. The transcript has 28 exons. NCBI's taxonomy places the organism in Eukaryota, Metazoa, Chordata, Actinopteri, Anguilliformes, Anguillidae. Bases 137 to 3337 code for a protein of 1066 amino acids.